Cylicocyclus nassatus is the source of this 714-nucleotide messenger RNA. Lineage: Eukaryota; Metazoa; Nematoda; Chromadorea; Rhabditida; Strongylidae. The record is from the annotation of a GenBank genome assembly.
AUGCUCACGUCGAAGACAAGCGAUAUCAAAAUUAAUAUGCAGCAUGUGAAAAACAUGCAGGUUAACGCUCUUUUAUCGAAGCUGAGAGAACAAGACAAAGAGUUGAAAAGGUCUUUUCACGUUGCAAAAAAUCGGGAGAAAUCGUUGCCAAAGGGUUGCUCACUACAGAGAAGUAAUAUAUCCAGGGUCUGGCAUCUUGGAAGUGCACCACCCUUUAAGGGUCUAAAUAUGAUCGAAGUCAUGGAAAAGUGGCAGAGACCAAAACGCGCUCAUAUGCAUGACCAUUUCCUACAGAGCGGGAAGAAGGGAAAAUUUGAUCAUUUUAAAGACCUCCCAGAAGGAUUGGUCGAUUUCUUAAUAAGUUUCGUCCUUGACGCUCUCGGCCUCUACCGCGACGAACUUCUACGGACGCCAGAUGAGCAUAAGCGGACUUCAUUAGCAGAAGAUGAUGACGGUCGCGAGCAAUUAUUCAACGUCCUCUCAGAGAAAAGAGUUGUAUGGAGCGAUCACGCAAGGAUAGCAAUAGGGAGGGCCUUGGCAGACAUCCGAACAUAUCAUUUUGACCUUGAAAGAUCCGCUCUUCAUCCAUCAAAGAAAAAACGUGUCGUCAUCGAAGACUCUGAAGGCAGGAGUACCGGUACCACACAGGAAGACCUGGUGAUUCAGAAGACUGAAUGCGUAGAAGAUGAAGUCGAAGACAUCGAGGAAGCCUGA